GACCUGGUUUUUACACCUUAGUCCCAACGUUUCUGCCCUUUUCAAAAUCUAAUCUCACGCGCUUCCGCCACUUUCCCAGUUCCCAUCCCCUUUCUUCUCUCCGCCCUAAAACCACUGAAAUACCACUACCGUAUACCGCCAUUGCUAGAUCUCUGCAAAUGCUACAAUGAGUCACCGGCAACGCCCUCCGCCGCCGGCGCAGCAAGGUCCGGCCAGACAGCAGCGGGCUCAAGCUCAAGGAGAGGAUGAGCAGCCCUACAAUAUCAUUCCGAUCCACAACCUCUUGGCGGACCACCCGUCUCUGCGCUUCCCGGAGGUGCGAGCCGCGGCGGCUGCUCUGCGGUCAGUAGGGGAGCUGCGGAAGCCGCCGUUCUGUCCGUGGAGGCCGGAGUAUGAUCUGCUCGACUGGCUCGCGCUUUUCUUCGGCUUCCAGGCUUCCAGUGUUCGUAACCAGAGGGAGCACCUGGUUCUGCACCUCGCCAACGCCCAGAUGCGGCUCACCCCGCCCCCGGACAACAUCGAUUGUCUCGACCCCGGGGUUCUGCGCCGCUUCCGCCGUCAGCUCCUCAGGAACUACACCUCGUGGUGCUCCUUCCUCGGACUCAAAUCUAACGUUUGGCUCUCGGAGCGACACAACUCCGCCUCCGACAACCGGCGCGAGCUACUCUACGUGUCGCUCUACCUCCUUAUCUGGGGUGAGUCCGCUAAUAUCCGCUUUGUUCCUGAGUGCAUUAGCUAUAUUUUUCAUAAUAUGGCCAUGGAAUUGAAUAAAAUUUUGGAAGAUUACAUCGAUGAAAACACCGGCAGUCCAUUUUUACCCUCAAUUUCGGGUGAGAAUGCCUAUCUGAAUCGAAUUGUGAAGCCCAUCUAUGAGACAAUACGAGCUGAGGUUGAGAAUAGUAGAAAUGGCACUGCCCCACACUCUGCUUGGAGGAACUAUGAUGAUAUAAAUGAGUAUUUCUGGACUAAGAGGUGCUUUGAGAAGUUGAAGUGGCCGAUUGAUAUUGGUAGCACCUUUUUCGUGACCACAGACAAGGGGAAGAAGGUAGGGAAGACGGGGUUUGUGGAGCAGAGGUCCUUUUGGAACUUGUUUAGGAGCUUUGAUAAGUUGUGGAUCAUGCUUACUCUCUUCCUCCAGGCUGCAAUUAUUGUGGCUUGGGAGGGAAAGGGGUAUCCAUGGCAUGCUUUGGAGAGUAGAGAGGUGCAAGUGAAGGUUCUGACUGUGUUCUUCACAUGGAGUGGGAUGAGGUUCGUGCAGUCAUUGCUUGAUGUAGGGAUGCAGUAUAGACUGGUUUCAAGAGAGACACCAUGGCAUGGUGUGAGAAUGGUGUUGAAGGCCAUCGUUUCAGCUGGAUGGAUUGUGGUUUUUGGUGUGUUCUAUGGCAGGAUCUGGACCCAGCGGAAUAACGAUCGGGGUUGGUCAGGCGAGGCUAACAGGAGGGUGGUGAAUUUCCUUGAGGUCUCCUUGGUUUUCCUUGCCCCUGAGAUUUUGGCUUUAGCCUUCUUUAUUCUGCCCUGGGUUCGGAAUUUUCUUGAGAAUACUAACUGGAAGAUAUUUCACUUGCUGCUGUGGUGGUUCCAGAGCCGGACAUUUGUGGGUCGUGGACUUAGGGAAGGGCUUGUUGAUAAUAUAAAGUAUAGCCUAUUCUGGGUGCUUGUGCUUGCUACUAAGUUUACUUUCAGUUACUUUUUACAGAUUAAACCAAUGAUUGCUCCAACAAAGACACUGUUACGUCUUAAGAUUGAUAACGAUACAUAUGAAUGGCAUCAAUUUUUUGGCAACAGCAAUAGGUUUGCUGUAGGGUUGCUUUGGCUUCCUGUAGUUCUGAUCUACCUUAUGGAUAUACAGAUAUGGUAUGCUAUCUACUCUUCCUUUACUGGUGCGGCAGUUGGGUUAUUUGACCACUUGGGUGAGAUUCGGAACAUGCAACAGCUGAGGUUGAGGUUCCAGUUCUUUGCAAGUGCCAUUCAGUUCAAUCUGAUGCCAGAGGAGCAGUUAUUGAAUACUCAUGGAACAUUUAAGAGCAGGUUCAAGGAUGCCAUUCACCGCUUGAAACUUAGAUAUGGAUUUGGUCGGCCAUUUAAAAAGCUUGAGUCCAGCCAGGUAGAGGCUAACAAAUUUGCAUUGAUAUGGAAUGAGAUAAUUUUGACAUUUAGAGAAGAAGAUAUCGUCAGUGAUCAUGAGGUUGAGCUGUUGGAGCUGCCCCAGAACACCUGGGAUGUUAGAGUGAUACGUUGGCCAUGUUUACUGCUUUGCAAUGAGCUUUUGCUUGCUCUUAGUCAGGCAAAAGAGUUGGUAGAUGCUCCUGACCAGUGGCUCUGGUCUAAGAUUAGCAAGAGUGAAUACAGGCGGUGUGCAGUUAUUGAAGCUUAUGAAUGUACCAGACAUUUGUUACGGGAGAUUGUCACAUCAAAUAGUGAGGAACACUCCAUUCUCAACACUUUCUUUCAGCAAAUUGAUGAAUGGGUUAGGCUGGAAAAGUUCACAAAAUACUACAACCUGACUGCACUUCCCAAAAUAUGUGACAAAUUGACCAUUCUUCUCAAUCUAAGUCUCAAUCCUAAAAGGGACAUUGACAAAGUGGUGAAUGUUCUACAGGCCCUGUAUGAGAUUGCAACCCGGGAUUUCCUCAAGGAGAAGAUGACUGCAGAUCAGCUAAGAGAGGAAGGUCUUGCACCUCGGACUUCUGGGGAUAAAUUGCUUUUUCAGAAUGCAGUUGUGUUUCCUGAUCCUGACAAUGAGACCUUCUAUCGGCAAGCUCGGCGCUUACACACUAUUCUUACUUCUCGUGACUCUAUGAGUAACAUUCCAAGAAAUCUUGAGGCAAGACGUCGACUUGCCUUCUUUAGCAACUCUCUUUUUAUGAACAUGCCACAUGCUCCUCAUGUUGAGAAAAUGAGAGCUUUCAGUGUUUUGACCCCAUACUACAAUGAAGAAGUGUUGUACAGCAAGGAACAACUUCGAACUGAAAACGAAGAUGGUAUUUCCAUACUCUAUUACUUACAGACAAUCUAUGCUGAUGAGUGGGAGAAUUUCUUGGAGCGAAUGCGACGAGAAGGAAUGACCAAUGAGAAAAGAGAGUUGUGGACAGAAAGGCUUAAAGAUCUUAGGCUUUGGGCAUCAUACAGAGGCCAGACUCUUGCACGGACAGUGAGAGGAAUGAUGUAUUAUUACCGAGCUCUUAACAUGCUGGCUUUUUUGGAUUCAGCUUCUGAGGUGGACAUAAAGGACGGAUCACGCGAGCUUGCUUCUAUGAGGCGUAGUGAGGGACCUGAUGGUUUGAGCUCAGAAAGGGCACCAUCAUCUAGAAGUUUGAGCAGAGCUGAUAGUUCUGUGAGUUUGUUGUUUAAAGGUCAUGAAUAUGGGACUUCUUUAAUGAAAUUCACUUAUGUGGUUGCCUGUCAGAUUUAUGGUACUCAGAAGGCCAAAAGGGAUCCCCACGCUGAAGACAUCUUGAAGCUGAUGGAAAACAAUGAAGCUCUUCGUGUUGCUUAUGUUGAUGAGGUUGUAAGAGGAAGGGAUGAGAUAGAGUAUUAUUCUGUGCUAGUGAAGUACGACAAAAAACUGAAGAAGGAAGUGGAGAUCUAUCGAGUCAAGUUGCCUGGUCCAUUGAAGCUUGGGGAGGGAAAGCCUGAAAAUCAGAAUCAUGCUCUUAUUUUCACCCGGGGAGAUGCAGUCCAGACAAUCGAUAUGAACCAAGAUAAUUACUUUGAGGAGGCACUGAAAAUGAGGAAUCUGUUGGAGGAAUUCAAGCAUUACUAUGGAAUCCGCAAGCCAAAAAUUUUGGGAGUUAGGGAACACAUUUUUACUGGUUCAGUCUCAUCCCUCGCUUGGUUCAUGUCAGCUCAAGAAAUGAGUUUUGUCACUCUGGGUCAACGUGUCUUAGCUAACCCUCUGAAAAUCCGAAUGCACUAUGGGCACCCAGAUGUGUUUGACAGGUUUUGGUUUUUGACUCGGGGAGGGCUUAGCAAAGCAUCUAGAGUGAUCAACAUUAGUGAAGAUAUUUUUGCUGGCUUUAACUGCACAUUGCGAGGUGGGAAUGUUACCCACCAUGAAUACAUCCAAGUUGGCAAGGGAAGGGAUGUUGGACUGAAUCAAAUAGCUAUGUUUGAAGCCAAGGUUGCCAGUGGGAAUGGCGAGCAAGUUCUGAGUAGGGAUGUCUAUAGGUUGGGCCAUAGGCUUGACUUCUUCAGAAUGCUCUCAUUUUUUUAUACAACUGUUGGGUUUUAUUUCAACACAAUGAUGAUUGUUCUUACAGUUUAUGCAUUCUUAUGGGGAAGACUCUACCUGGCACUUAGCGGGCUUGAGGGCUCUAUUGCUGAAGGUGAUACCAAUGACAACAGAGCACUUGGUACAAUUUUGAACCAACAGUUCAUCAUUCAGCUGGGUCUAUUCACUGCUUUACCUAUGAUUGUGGAGAAUUCUCUUGAGCAUGGUUUUCUUACUUCUAUCUGGGAAUUUAUAACAAUGCAACUCCAACUUUCUUCUGUAUUUUACACUUUCUCAAUGGGAACGCGUGCCCACUAUUUUGGCCGAACUAUUCUUCAUGGUGGUGCCAAGUACCGGGCAACUGGACGUGGCUUUGUGGUACAACACAAGAGUUUUGCUGAAAAUUAUAGACUUUAUGCUCGUAGCCACUUUACUAAGGCAAUUGAACUUGGGCUCAUACUUAUAAUAUACGCCUCAUACAGCCCUGUAGCUACCAAAACUUUUACAUACAUAGCAUUGACCAUCUCAAGUUGGUUCCUGGUGGUGUCAUGGAUCUUGGCACCCUUUGUGUUUAAUCCUUCUGGAUUUGAUUGGUUGAAGACAGUGUAUGAUUUUGAUGAGUUUAUGAGCUGGAUAUGGUACCGAGGUGGUGUUUUUGCAAAAGCUGAACAAAGUUGGGAAAAAUGGUGGCAUGAAGAACAGGAUCAUUUAAGGACAACUGGUCUUUGGGGGAAGAUACUGGAAAUAAUUUUAGACCUCCGUUUCUUCUUUUUCCAGUAUGGAAUUGUUUAUCAGCUAGGCAUUGCUGCUGACAGCAAGAGCAUUGCAGUUUACUUGCUUUCCUGGAUUUAUGUGGUGGUAGCUCUUGGGAUUUACACCAUUAUAGCUUAUGCUCGGGAUAAGUAUGCUGCAAAGGAGCACAUAUAUUAUCGUCUGGUUCAGUUCCUAGUUAUAAUUCUUUUCAUAAUUCUGCUAAUUGCACUGCUCCAGUUCACAGAUUUCAAAUUUAUCGAUCUAUUCACUAGCAUGCUGGCUUUCGUUCCCACUGGUUGGGGUCUCCUCUCAUUUGCGCAAGUGCUACGUCCCCUUUUGCAAAACACUUUUAUCUGGGGGACAGUUCUUGCUGUGGCUCGACUGUAUGAAAUCAUGAUUGGAGUGAUUGUCUUGAUACCCGUGGCACUAUUAUCCUGGUUGCCUGGAUUCCAACCCAUGCAGACAAGGAUCCUAUUCAAUGAUGCUUUCAGUAGAGGCCUGCGGAUAUUCCAGAUUGUGACCGGGGCAAAAAAAAACAAAGCGUGAUGUCUGAUUGAGACUCCCAAUUCGUGAAAGGAUUGCUCUGUGGACUAAUGGACUACCACCCUCCAGUACAUGUUCUGAUAACAAUCAAGGCUUUGGGUAUGCUCGAGGAAGUAGAUACAGUACAAAACAAAGAGGCUAGAUUACAUUUUCCAUUUUGUAGAGGCUUUACCAUAGAGGCUAUAUAGAUAUUCUGCUGCAAUGAGGAGGGCGUUUCAUCUGAUCUGACCUUCCUGUCUUCGUCUUCUCUGACCACUGUAAUUAUUAUUCGAUUUGUAAUAGCUUUUGUGUAAACCCCAGUUUUUGUGUGAUAUAGCUCUUCAGUUCAACAUUGGUCUCUGAGUAAACAUAGUAUGGCAUCUUCUUGUUCAUUGUUUCUUCAGAAAUCCUACUGUGAAUGUUGUCUCAUAAUUCAUUUGUUGUCUGGCAGUUCAAUUA
Ipomoea nil (Japanese morning glory) is the source of this 5944-nucleotide messenger RNA. RefSeq names its product callose synthase 12. The record is from RefSeq and is a predicted model, not a curated record. Bases 167 to 5509 code for a protein of 1780 amino acids. Gene Ontology annotation, biological process: (1->3)-beta-D-glucan biosynthetic process. NCBI's taxonomy places the organism in Eukaryota, Viridiplantae, Streptophyta, Magnoliopsida, Solanales, Convolvulaceae. Gene Ontology annotation, molecular function: 1,3-beta-D-glucan synthase activity. Gene Ontology annotation, cellular component: plasma membrane; 1,3-beta-D-glucan synthase complex. The transcript has 3 exons.